Messenger RNA from Punctularia strigosozonata HHB-11173 SS5, 378 nucleotides. RefSeq lists its product as uncharacterized. The coding region runs from base 1 to 378 and encodes 125 amino acids. The record is from RefSeq and is a predicted model, not a curated record. Lineage: Eukaryota; Fungi; Basidiomycota; Agaricomycetes; Corticiales; Punctulariaceae. The transcript has 4 exons.
AUGGGCUCUCACGACGACAAACCAUCCCGCGAAAACGACGAGCUCCGCGCUUUCUGUCAAGCCCUGCAUGCAUACGGAACGCACGCGACGGGCUAUUGCGACGAGUGUACGAACCACCACGCGAAAACGAUGAGCUCUUGGUGUUUCUUCACGCCUUUCAUUCCUAUCAAAAUAAUGCGAUGGGCUCUCACGACGACAAACCAUCCCGCGAAAACGACGAGCUCCGCGCUUUCUGCCAAGCCCUGCAUGCAUGCGAAACGAACGCGACGGGCUAUUGCGACGGGCUAUUGCGACGAGUGUACGAACCACCACGCGAAAACGGUACGUCGAUAUUUCGCUUCCGAUCUCGUAAUGCUCAUCGUAAUCUUGUUAUCUUAA